ACUACAGAACUUUCUGAAGAGACGCAAGAACUAAGUGCCUGUACCGGCGGUCUGGCCAUCAUUAAAAUGAUGGAACCGUCUGAAGAUGCAGUGGAGCAGCCACACGACAUCCAGUCUCACACUGAGGCCCCACAAAGGGACGGAGCAGCUGUCAGGCUCAGCAAGCAAGAGCAAGGAUCACCAGUCCAUGUCCGCAAAUUGGGGAGGACCAGGAAGCUGAAAGCCUACAAGGAGGAUGAGAACCCUGAGGAGACAGAACGCAGACACAGGGAGCAGGAGCUGAAGCCCCUAUACAGAGAACUGCUGUACACCAUCCUCUACAGAGUGGGCAAACCCAGGCCUCAUCAUGUCUCGGACGAAGCUGACCUCGUCCAGUACAUCAAGCAGGCAUUUUCUAUGACACAGCAUGAACAUAAUCAUCUGCUCCAAAAAGUACAGAGCCUAGAGCCUCCAGUAAACUGCCUUAUGGUCACAGUGAAGGAAGCUAAAGGCAUUCUGGGAAAAGAUGUCAGUGGCUUCAGUGACCCAUAUUGCAUGCUGGCUAUCAUGUACACUGAGGAUGUUGCAUCUGACAACAAGAAAAAAGGGGACACAACCACCCUACACAAGCCCAAGAAAGCUGUGGUGAAAAAUGCAAUCCCAGAUGAGGAGAUCUACCAAACCGAGGUCAAGAAACAGACUCUCAAUCCCAACUGGAACGAGACCUUCAUCCUGGAAGUUGCAGAUCCUGCUAGGGCCAGCUUUCACAUGGAAAUGUGGGACAAAGAUGAAGAUGUGACAUUGGGGCAGAAACUGGAAGAGUUCAGGACCAACUUUCAAGGAUUUAAAAGAAUGCUUAAAGAAGUAAAGAAAGAGAAGGGCCAAGAUGAUUUUCUGGGGAAUGUAGCACUCAGUCUACAGAACCUGCACUACACUGAGGAUGAAUGGUACACACUGGAGCCCAGGACAGAGACUUACCCUGACAGAGGAAAGUGCCAUAUGCAGCUCAAAUUCAUUCACAAAGAAAGAGAUGGAGCACUGAGCGCUGGGAGGAGUGCCUAUGUCAACUACUGUGGGAUACUUCAGCAGUUUGUCCAGUAUGACAUCUCCCAGAAACAGGAUGGCAGUGCCACGUGGAAGGGAGAGCUCAGCAAGGCAGCACAGACACUGCUGGACCUCCAUGCCACUCAAAACGAUCUGUCUCCCUUCUUGCAGGACUUGGCGAAGUGGGUGGCGUACAGCAGGCUCAAUCAGAAGCUGGAGCUGGACCCCACAGUGCUGUUCCAGCAGCUCACCAGCAUUGAGUACCACUGGGGGCAGCAGGAGCUUCCCUUUCUACAGAAACAAGAGCUGGCUGCCUCCCUCCAUGACUUCCUGCAGUAUGGACUGUCGCUUGUCUCCAAAUACCGAGACGUCUUUCUACCGACAGCAACCAAGCGCUUGCACACGCUGCUCAGGGUGAUGGUGCAGAUAUGCAAAACCAAGGCCUUUCAGAAACUUAACCCAUCCACCUUUGAUCUUCAGCAAGAGGUGACAAAAGCUGUUCAGGUGGGUACUCAGGAAUGGUUCACCAUCAAGAAGGGUUUGCACCAGCCAAUGAUGAAGGAUGUUGGAGAGACAAUCAAAGCUCUAGCUGGCCUUGUUAACGAGCUGCAGGAAGAUGUUAAACUCAACAAAGAUGUGUGGAACAAAGUCUUUAUCAGCGCAGUUCAACUUGAUGUCUUUACAGUGAUCUAUGUAGAACAGGACACCUUGAUUGCAGCAGAGAUCGAUUACACGCUAAGCAGUCUGGGAAGUCAAAUCGACCAGCAGCUCGCCAACACACUGUACCCCCUCUACCUGAGCCUCAAGGCCAUCCACAAAGAGAAGGCCUUUCUGCAGAAGAGAGGGAAGCUGCUGGCUCUGACAGAAUUCCAUGUGAGGUUCCGGGAUGCACUGCCUCACUGGCUCAACAAGGCCUACAACACCACACUGGAGAGAGUGCAGAGGGCAGUACAGGUGGAUCAGCUCCAACCCCUACUGGAUGGCUCUGUCCCCAUCAAACACAGUUCCUCAGCAGUGGACUUGGCCGCCUGUCUUCAACCCAUCAGUCAGAUGUGGAAUGAUCUGAGCUGGCCAGAUCCUGAAGAAGCCUUCAUGCUGAUGGUUAAACUGACUGAGGACAUAUGCAAGAUUGCACUGACAUAUUGUAGGAUGGUCAAGCAACGGGCUGAGGAGCUCUCUGACAAGUCAGACCAUAGCCAUGCGGUGAACAAGCUCUGUGUGGUGGUCAACAACAUGGAGCACCUGAGGACCAUCCUGAACAGGCUUCCCGAGCAGCUGAACUGGGCCGGGCUGCGGGAGACCACGAAGCACGUGAUCAGGGAGGAGCAGUUCCACAACACGCUGCCCUCCCAGCUGCAGCACGCGCAGGGCGUGCUGGGCAAGCAGAUCCGCACCGCCGUGGAGACGCUGGGGCAGCAGCUCCGUGCAGACAUUGAGAAACAUAUCCUCAACAUGGCUGCCCAUCGCAGAUAUUCAUCAAGCACAGAAGAUGCUGUUGUGCCCCUGAUGAGGUAUCUGGAGAAAGAGCUGCAUUACAUGAAUGAGAACCUGGUGCAGGAGAACUUCAAUAGCCUCCUGGCUCCUCUGUGGGCCAACUCUGUCAAGAUCAUUGACAAAGUGUCUCAGCAGCAGAAUAGUGUGAUGGAGUUCUACCAGCGUCUACAUUAUACUCUGCAGUGCUUGGAGCAGUGCUUCCAUGCAGAAGGAAACGGCCUGCAUCUUGAAACCCUGCAUACUGCAGAAUACAAGGAACUGAAGGCUCAUCUUACAUUACACUCUUUAAGUACCCAACAGCUCAUAGAGAAAUUCUUGGAGCAGAAGGUCUGGGAGCAGAAGAGUUACACCAAUGAGAAGUAUGGAGCUGUGACGCUGAUAGGAUCCUACAAGAAAUCAGACCAGAGACUUCACAUCGAGGUCCUCAACGCCGUCAACCUUAUCCCCCUUGAUUCCAAUGGCUCCAGUGACCCAUUCGUACAUCUGUCCCUUGAACCCCGGCACCUCUUUCCAGAAGUGGAGGCCAGGAGUACAAAGAUCAAGAAGAGUGACCUCAACCCGCUCUUCGAGGAGGCAUUUGAAUUCCUGGUGUCUGUGGAGCAGUGCCACACCGCAGGGGCUUGCCUUGUAAUCACUGUCCUGGACCACGACACCCUGCGUGCUGAUGACUUUGAGGGAGAGGCUUUCCUGUCACUACGGGCGAUUCCGGGUAUAGGGAGUGCCCAGGACCAGCCAGGCACCCCUCAGAUCCGACUACCGCUCAUGCACCCCAAACCAAAUGUAGACAAGAUCCUGCGCCUGCUCGAGGUGAGGAAGUCAGAGCGAGAUGCCCAGGCCUUCGUGAAGCUACGGAAGCAAAGAGAAAAGAAAUCCAAGGAGGUGUGAGCAGAGACAUUCAACUGAAUGAACUGGACCCUUGAAAAUGGACACUUUGCAUUUUCACUCCCUGACCACUUUAUUAGGGCCUGGGCCCAACUCUCCACCAUUUGACCUGAUGGAUUACAGAACACUGAUUCUGAGAGGACUGAUACCCUGGUGCUGCAGUGACCCAUGGUUUGUUUGGAAGAGAUAUUGCUGUAGGCUUAGGGAAUCUACAGAAGAGGAGUCUUAUUGAUAGUUACUUGCCUGUUCUAAUUAUUUCCCUUGUGUUACAUUCCCGUCACGCUGUAAUUCUUUUAAAUCAAAGGCUUUAUCAUAUCUAAUAACCCAGAUUGUUUUACCCAAGCCCUUACUCUGAUGCCUGUCACAACCAAACCUUCUCUAUACUAACUCAUUUAUCCUGUCUGGGCUGCACCAGCUGUGCACAGUUCCAUUCCUAAGAUAUAUUGUAAAUGCUCCCCCAUACUGUUUGAUACUUGCUAGUUUACAACUAAGCAAUGUUCAAUUUCAGUUGCAAAACACAAACUUAAAACAGAACCUUCCUAUUUCAUUAUGAAAAUUAAUUAUAUCAAAUUGAUGAUGCCUUGAGUGCUGUCAGAAGCCAAUUGCCAGUAUGGUUCUCGGAUUGGGUGUGCUCAGGGACAUUGAUCAAAACUUGCAGGGACACAAAGUCAACUCUUCCCAUUGCAAUGAAAAUCCUAUGAAAAAAAAUAGUGAGGUUUCUUCAAUAUAUGGCACACUCUAAUAUUAUAGUGGUAAAACAUUUUACUGAGGACCAUGGACUAUAACACCCUGGUCCUGAGACUAUAUCAGUUGCCUUUAUGUACAAUAUGCCUGUACCAUGUAAGAAACACUAAUAGGCCAAAAAGUACCUUGAAACUAUGGAUAAUUCCAGAACAUGUGGUUGGAAUAAUCAUCAAAGAGUAGAUUCCUAUGUUAUAACUACCUAAAGGUAAGAUGGAUUUCUGCUCGUCCUGUUAAAAAACCUUUGCUAAAAAAAACCUGUUACUCUUUUCACUUGACUACCACCCUGACCUGCCCUCCACAUACAAGACUCUCAAUAACAAAAGAUCUUUCCAAAAAACACAUUUCCCUCAACUAGGUAAAGCAUUGUAUACUGUUGUCUGAUUUUGAAAAAUAUAACAAUGCCUGUAGUGAAAGUCGUCCAGUUCAAACCCUGUACAAAAUCUCUUCUCUAGCUAUGCUACCUUCAGUGAUCCUCUACGUCUGCAGCAGUACCCAGGUUCCCAAUUCAGCCAAAACAGAGGAGCAACUUACUAUCAAAGCAAUCAUCGAUGUCAGAGAUUUCCAAGAGGACUCGAUCUGCAGGGAUGAAGUAUAUAUCAGCAUGUUCUCUCCAUUCCUGUUGCAGUGGUUGUACUUGGAAAUCCUUGCAAGUUUCAGCUCCACAGAUGGUGCUUCUGAAAGUCUCUUGUACUACAACAACUCCUAGCAGUUUUCAACCAAAGAACCAGAACCCCCACAGGUUGACCUAAUAAAUCAGUCAGGCAAAUUGAAUCCUGUACACCUUCCACUUCAAACAAAAAUGUACUGAGAAAUUAUUAAUAAUGAUUCUUUAAAUGUUUUUUUUCCUGUGUUAAUCAAAUUUCUGCUUUGUUAAGUGGCAGGGUGUGUGCUGUAAGGGUAGCCUAAAGCAGUGAUUUCCAUUUAAUCUCAACUGCAUAAUAUCCCAUUAUGCGGCUGCUGCUACAUUCUUUACUUUGUAUGGCCGCAAGAUCCUUAUUUUUGUGUUUUCCAUCAAAAGCCCAAGGCACUGUUUGUUCUGUCCUCACAAAAAUCUCAGGUUUUCUGAAAGUCAGACCAAAAGAGCAUGACAAGACAAAUUUAGUUGUGCAAAAGGGCAUAAGGAAGAUUACAUGUCAAGUGAAAAAUCCAAUUAAUUUUUUUCAUUAAUACUGCCACACUGUGGGUAAGUAAUGAUACUCUGAUCUCCAGGUUGCUACAGGACAAGAGUACACAAAUAUCAUACGUGACCUCAUAGCAUAGGAGUGGGAUAGUAUGCAGCUGAGAUUAUAAUUCUGGGUAUAUUUUCUGAACUAAACAACUUUUUAAGACAAAGGCUAGAUUUAUGAAAAUAGCUGAAGAUCAUCCUUCACUUAUUAUUUUCUCAGUUGUAAUACAGUUGCUACUGUAUAUUUGUUCAUGCAGUGAAGUAUUUGUUUUCUCAGAAGUGUUACAGCCAUGCAAGUGAGCCACCCACCAAGACUCAUGGAUACUGUACAUGUCUGCUGAAGUACGGAGAAGUCUUGUUCAUUUAUUCCUCCGCAUUGUACACAAGAACACAAGAUCUCUUACACCUCUAAAGAUUAUCUUUGGAGUUUAUUGUUGAAUUUUAAAUAAUUAUAUGCCUCACACAGUGGAUCCCAACCCCAUUUUUAACUGGUAAUGAAAUGCAUUGAUAACAAAAAUCAGGAUGAUGUAUCUCCACAAUAAAUUACUGCUCUACACAAGCUAUGAUAUUUUAACUGAAGUUCAGAAGGAAUGACGACAACCAGGUCUCUUUCAUGCCUGCUGUUGUAAAUAAUAAUCUUUCCUAGCGUAAUUUCCUGAGGCUAUAUAUAUAUAUUAAGUAAAUCUUAUUUUUCAUAUUCCUCCUCCAACUGAUCUCCACUUUUGGAGUUCCCCUGAACAGCCUAUUUGUCCUUUGGUCAGGGGGCUGACCCUUAGCUAAGCAGCUUGAACCAAAAAUCUCAACAACUAAAUAACCAAAUUAAAAAUUCACAAAGGCAUCUAAUUCUUGGAUGUCAUUAUUUCUUGUGUGAAAAGGUUGCUAAGGUGAGGUCUCAAAGGUGUCCCACCAAGAAAAUGUUUGCACCGCAGCACUACAGACAUGUUUCGUUCGUAAGGCUUGGAUUUUCUGUGCUCACUAGAGUUCUGUUAGAAAUACACAAGCAUUGGCAAUAUCUCUUCACUGCAGCAGGGUCUUGAGGGGAUACAAUUGUAAAAGCUGUAAAUUGGUUUAAGUAGCAGAGCCUACUGUAACAUGUAAAUAAAAGCAAUGACAGAUAAACUACAUUUGAAGUCAGGCAUCAUGUCUGAGAAGCUGAGACAGUAAUAUUUCUAGUAAUUGGUAGGGUUGUGUUUAUUUUCAAAUUUGCAAAUAAAAAAAAAUGGUUGUUCACUCUUAAA
Molecule: messenger RNA, 6546 nt
Organism: Lepisosteus oculatus (spotted gar)
Lineage: Eukaryota; Metazoa; Chordata; Actinopteri; Semionotiformes; Lepisosteidae
Gene: unc13d
Product: unc-13 homolog D (C. elegans)
Biological process (GO): secretion
Cellular component (GO): exocytic vesicle
Source: RefSeq, a predicted model, not a curated record